GCAGGUUUUUGCAAAUACGUUAAAUUCUGCAGUUUUAUUCAUGUUGAGCAUAUAGGAUAGUUUUUUGCAUAAGAACAAAAUCGUUGCACUCGAAUGAUUCAAUCCUCAUUUUUUUAAAAAUUGUCAACUGUUUAACGGUGUCAACUAUUUCUCGUUCGUCAUCAUGAAGCUUUACCAUUAUACCGAUACCAAAGGGAAAACUGCAAUUGAGAAAACAGAGAAAAUUCUGCAGUCUAAAAGGGACUCGAGACGAGACGAUGCCAUGUAUGGCGAUGGCGUGUAUUUGACCUCUAUCCCACCGACUUCCACGACAGCCGAGAUUCUCGGGAAUAAUUACGAUGGAGUAACCAUCCCGGCGCAUAAAAAGGCAAGGACGGAAUGGUAUUUCGAAUUUGAUACGGAUGACUUGGGCGACGAUGUUGAGAAUGUUGGGGAUAAGAAUGACAGAGAUAUCUGGCUCGUGAGAGACAAGGAGCUUCCCUGCAAGCAAAAAGCUGGGAAACGAAAAGUAUAACUUUGUCGGAAUUAUGUAUGUAUAUUUAUUUACAUAAAUAAAUUAGCAAAAUUAUUACAUGGUUUUAUUACAUACAGUAA
Folsomia candida is the source of this 594-nucleotide messenger RNA. RefSeq lists its product as uncharacterized. The coding region runs from base 164 to 514 and encodes 116 amino acids. The transcript is spliced from 2 exons. Lineage: Eukaryota; Metazoa; Arthropoda; Collembola; Entomobryomorpha; Isotomidae. The record is from RefSeq and is a predicted model, not a curated record.